AGGUAAAACAAGUGUUAAAUAAUGUAUUAUCAUUCUGACGGAGCUCCAUGAAAUACUAUCCUAGCCUAGCUGCUUACACUGACCGCCCGUCUCGAUUUGAACCCUCUACUCAUUGCGCACGUGAGUAGUCUACAACAGUAACGGUAAAAAAAGAAGAAAAAAUAGGGUUUCUAUUAUGAGCAGUAAACCAGGUCAUGUAGCAUAUUGUCUACUGCAGUAGUGUGCAUUCUCUACUAGAAUAAUUUGCAGACGCCGGGGGUGUGGUCUCUGACAUCAACACGCGCUGCUCUACUCCCUAGGUCUGGCUCGAGGUCUGGACCAGGCAAGCGUCAUUAUAUCGGACCAUAUGGACGUCUGCUUUUAUAUCCUGUAUUUUAAUAACAAGUCGCACAAAUUGGAUAACGAAUAGAAGGCACGGAUAGAAGGCAAGAGCAUCGAAAGAGAGGCAAGUUUGUUCUGCAUUUUCGCAGAGUAGGCUACCACUCGAGUUUCAGCAUGCUGCUCUGAAGUUCCUAUUCGCCAAGUCACGUUUUGUAGGGCUGGCUGGGAGAGAGAGGGCUGUCUGAGAGUAUGCUGGACUGGAUGCCUCGGCCUGUCAGCUCUGCAGUGGAUUAAUAUUAUUCCGGUACAGGAGGGAGCCAGAUUCCCGUGUUGUGUGUUCAUCGUGCUGACACUAUUAGACAGACAAGAGGGGUGGAGCUUUAGAGGUGGACCUAACCAAGGACAACUGUCUGGUUUCUUCUCAGUGUAUGGUGCAGUUUCUCACCUGAUGCUGAAGGGAUCCUUCCAAUGUUGACUCUUUGAUCUUCCCUUCAACCCAAGGGCUUCUAAAUGACUAGACUACAGAGGGGAGUGCUAAAGUAUUAGGCCUCGCUGAGGCAUUGGAUUGAAGUUUGCAAAGUAAAAACAGCAGACGUGAGUGAGUGGCACAGGAGAUCUCAGUUGGAGCCUGCCUGAGGACCUAUCUAUGAGCCUAUGACUGUGGCCAUGACAGCCUCCGACAGCAGCUUCCAGUACCGUGCGCUCUUUGAGUACAAACGGGAACGUGGUGAUGACAUCAGCCUCCAGCCUGGGGACAUCCUGACGGUCCUGAAAGCCUCCCUAAAGGACUACCAGGAAGGGGACGAGCGCAGCCCCAAGGGAUGGCUGCACGGCACCAACGAGCGGACCAAGGAGAAGGGCGACUUUCCUGGGACGUUUGUGGAGUAUGCAGGGGUGGUGAGGCAGGUGCUGCCUGUGGUCAAGCCCUGGCCCAGGCCCGUACCCCCAACCCCUGGGGGAACACAGAGCAGUGUCGGGCCCGGGCCCCAGCCUCCAGGGGCCACUGCAGCAGGAGGUGGGGGGCCAAGGGAGGCCCCAGAGGUGUGUGCUCUGCCUGAACAGGCUCCUGUGGCGCUACACAGGCUGAUAGAAGCUCUGGAGAGACAAGGCUUGGAGAGUGAGCCACUGUACCGGACGCCCCCAGCCUCCACCGGACCCCCAGAACUGAGACAGGCUCUUGACACAGACCCAGUCUCAGUGGAUGUGGACCAGUAUGAAGUGGCAGUGUUGUCUGAUACUCUGAGGGGUUUCCUCCAGGACCUGCCCUCCCCCAUCAUCCCAGCUGUGGUCUACAGUGAACUGGUCUACACUGCCCAAGAAACUCAGAGCAUGGAGGACUGUGGCGAGAAGCUGAAGAGGAUCCUGGAGUCCCCCAGCGUGCCCCAGGCCAACCACCAGCUCCUGGUGCACCUCACCAGACACCUGGUCAAGGUGGCCCAGAGUGAAGCUCAGAACCAGGCCAGCCCCAGGCUUCUAGGCCAGGUCUUCAGUGAGACCAUCUUCAAACACUCCCACUUCAGUGCGGACGUAAACCCAGAGCACCAUGUGAAGAUCAUGGAGGCCCUGAUUGCAGCCGGGGGACUGGUGGAAAUGCAGGCAGCCCCAGCUCUUCCUCCCAAGCCGGCCAAGCCCAUGACUCCAGUGAGCAGCAGCAAUGGUGUGAAGGAGGGGGCUGGGGGGUCGCUACAGGAAGCAGAAUGGUACUGGGGAGACAUAUCAAGGGAAGAGGUGAAUGAUAAGCUGAGAGACAUGCCUGAUGGGACCUUCUUGGUUCGGGAUGCCUCCACUAAAAUGCAGGGCGACUACACACUAACACUGAGGAAAGGGGGGAACAACAAGUUGAUCAAAAUCUACCACCGGGAUGGGAAGUAUGGUUUCUCCGACCCCCUGACAUUUGGUUCUGUGGUGGAGCUGAUUAGUCACUACAGACAUGAGUCUCUGGCCCAGUACAACACCAAGCUAGACGUCAAACUUAUGUACCCCAUCUCACGCUACCAGCAGGAUCAGCUGGUGAAAGAGGACAACAUUGACGCGGUGGGGAAGAAACUCCAGGAGUACCACAAUCAAUACCAGGAGAAGAGCAAGGAGUACGACCGGCUUUAUGAGGAAUACACCAAGACCUCACAGGAGAUUCAGAUGAAGAGGACGGCCAUCGAGGCCUUCAACGAGACCAUCAAGAUCUUCGAGGAGCAGUGUCACACGCAGGAGCGCUACAGCAAAGAGUACAUUGAGCGCUUCCGCCGGGAGGGCAACGACAAGGAGAUCGAGAGGAUCAUGAUGAACUAUGAGAAGCUUAAGUCUCGUCUAGGGGAGAUCCACGACAGUAAGAUUCGUCUGGAGCAGGACCUGAAGACCCAGGCGCUGGACAACCGAGAGACGGACAAGAAGAUGAACAGUCUCAAACCUGACCUCAUCCAGCUCCGCAAGAUCAGGGACCAGUACCUUGUCUGGCUCAAUCACAAAGGAGUUCGACAGAAACGAAUUAACGACUGGCUGGGGAUCAAGAACGAGAACACAGAUGAAGGGUACUUUGUGAGUACGGAGGAGGAUGAAAACCUGCCCCACUAUGAUGAGAAGAGCUGGUUUGUAGGAGACCUGAACAGAACCCAGUCUGAAGACCUUCUACUAGGCAAACCUGACGGAGCCUUCCUCAUCAGGGAGAGCAGCAAGAAGGGCUGCUACGCAUGCUCCGUAGUUGUGGAGGGCGAGGUUAAGCACUGUGUGAUUUACAGCACACAGAGGGGCUACGGCUUCGCUGAGCCUUACAACCUGUACAGCUCUCUGAAAGACCUGGUCCUGCACUACCACCAGACCUCCCUUGUCCAGCACAACGACUCGCUCAAUGUGCGCCUGGCCUACCCUGUCUACGCACAGAUGCCCUCAUCCUCCGGCCCUGCCCCACGGAGAUGAGCACCCCCCCCCCACCCAGCCCCAGGAUGGAUGAGGGGACAGGGGGUGGGGGGGGUAACUAUUACCCAGAACCUGAGAAAAUACCUGAGAUGGGGGGGGGGAAGUGGGAAACACUUGCUGCGACACACACGUCAGCCACCUUGGAGUUAUAUAUAUUUUUACUAGAACAAUUGGAGGGCAUUCUUUCUAAAGACUGCUUGAUUUGCACAAGGACGUUUUAAAUGUUUGUGAAUGUGAAAAAACUGAAGGAAAAGAGAAGAGCCGAGUUUUAGGUGACCAUGCUGCAACCUAAACUCCAGCCAGGGCUCUUUUACAGAUUUAACGACAACAUGAAGACGCUCAAUUUUAAGGCUUUGUUUCCUGUCGUCCGUCUGUCGCCCCAAUUUUUUCUUUUUUUUUUCCCUUUCCUUUUACUUUUCUGGUUUUGUUCUCUUUCUUUUUUUAUUUGGACAAUUUAUUUUGUUCACCGCUUGUUUGCUAAAUGCAAGAGAUGAUGAUUAUAAUGAUGUCGAGUGUAUGUUCUCUGUCCCUUUCCGAAUCAGAAGCAAAAAUAAUGUAGCAUAACAGACAAAAGACGCUUGUUCAGUGUCCCUCCAUAUAGACUGCUGCUGAAGGGUUGGGGGGGAGGGUGAAGGGAAGGGAGAAUCGAAGGGAGGGAAGAGUCGAGAGGGGUCACAAGCCAGAGAGAAAUGUUUUGUAGUCUUAAAAGAGGGAAAAAAAGCUUGAUUUUAUACUAACCGUAGAUGGAGAGUGAGUUUGUUUUCUUGAUGGCUGGAUCAUAUUUCCUAUGACACAUUGUAAGUCAUGGUAAAGUCAUGUCGUUAUAGUCACCUACAGAGACCAAAGUUGGCAUGGGCAGAAACAAGUCCAUUGUGUUUUUAUUAGUCUGUAUGAAUGGAGAAGAUUGAAAAAGAGUGGUUGCUUUGUUUAAUACCACACACGAAACAGAGUUUGGGCCCAGUGCUCGUGCACUAUAAGCUCUGAGGGGAUGGUACGCACAGACGGAGACGGUCGGGAGGUUUGACCGUCUAGACGGCGGUCAUGGGUCGGGGUAGAAGCACUUAUCUAAGAGGAGAGCCCAGCCAAGGCGGCACCGUACGGUUUGACACCAAAUCCCAAAACUAAGGAGAAACAAACGACCUUAGAACCUGAAACAUGUUUGUUUUAAACAAAAUAUUAUUUGUAGUAUAUGCUAAUGUCUGUUUAAAACAAACGGGGAACCUUUGAGAUAAUAGACUUUGAACUGUUUUAGUGUACACAAAGCAGGUAGGGAGGGGGGAGUUUCAAGUUGAAGACGAAUGCUUUUGAUGAUGAUAAAAACUUGAAGAAAGUGCAAUCCAACAAUGUAUUAUGAUUAUUUAGGUUAGCAGUCACCCGGAGAGCUGAACGAACCCAGCUUCCAGACAGACUCGCAGGAGAGAUAAUCAAAGUGCACAUUGAAGCUUUUGAAGAUAUAUUGCUUUUCUUUCCUUUUUUUGUUUUGUUUUUGUUUGUGUUUCACUCAAACUUCUUACCCAGUGCUUGACUUUAAGACCAGUGGAAACAUUUCUGUUGAAAAUAAAAUAUUAUAACAUCGCACAAUAAAUAUUGACAAAAUGACAAACAACCACAAUGUGCAAUUUUCCAGUCUAUUCGGUCACAUCUACUCCCUGAUAUGAAACUCUCUAUUCUGAUUGGCUGUUGUUUGGCUACUGUGUUACCAUUGGCUCUCCUUGCUGCCUAUCUAACCAGCAGCCCCUGAGACAGACAAUGGACCAGUGAUGUCAAAUAUGGUGGAUAAAUGAAGAUAGUUCACUCAGGCCGUUUACCAUUGAAAAUAAAUGGACAAUUUCUGGUCUACUUAACUGGGUGUUUUCAUAGACACCAGUCCUGUCUACUUAGUUCAUUUUCUUUCAUUGAACCAGAAAAAAAAAAACUGUGAGUGGGUUAUUUCACUUCCUCAUCCAUCUCCAAGUGUCCCUGGGGUCCUGUCUCUCCCAGACAGUUGUCCCCUCCCUGCCUGUUAAUCUUAGGCCAUAUUUAAGGCCUUGUUGACAGGAGAGGAUAGCGCUGCAGCAGAGGGGUGAUUUAGUGACCCUGCAGUAGAACAAACACAGUGAUUUUUAAUCGAGCCCCCUCCAAAUUUGCAUCUUACUGGACAAAUGUUUUGGCUCAAUUGGGGGUAAAGACACCAUUCCAGUGAGGUUGACUACCAAAAUUGAUCUAACAGAUUCAGAGUUACACAUAAAAAAAACUGGAUUCAAAUAAGCAACUCUCUCGUCACACUUUGAAAACAAGAGUUGUAUAUUGUCUGGAGUCUUCAGUGAAGUGUAUGGGGUCACACCAGUAAGAACCAGUGCUCAGUGUGUGUGAGAAGGAAAGUUAUCUAGCCAUGCGGUGGUGGUGAAGUGGAAUCAUCAUGGUGAAUGAUACCCCCCCCCCCCCCUGAGUAUCUAUCUCCCCUGUAUCUCCUCCACAACGACACCAUACGCUUCUGCGAAUCAUCUUUAUCUAACAUGCACUCCCACCCCUUAGAGUAGUGCACUAAGAUAAGCCAGAUGAGGCAGUGUGGGGGGGUGGAGGGGUCACUAGGUCACAGUCAGUGCUGAAAGCCCUUGAUAAAGAACACAUGCAAGGGAGGAGGAGGGAGAAGGUGUGACACUCCCUCUCAAGACUAGAGGAGAGAUGGGUUCUCCCGUAUUCAGUCUCUCCCUGGUCUGUAUGUUCUGAUGUGCCUAGUAACAGCUGUUAGGGUUACGGUGAGGUUCAGCUCUUCUGUAUGGAGUGUAGUGGGGUGUGAUAUGGUGUACUGGGGAGGGAAGGGGGUUAGAGGUCAUGUUGAAUGUAAAACUGGAUCAGGCUGUUCUGAUAGAUGGACGUUUGUUUGUGUCUCCUCGUCCCUGUUUUCUUUGGCAAGGACCCUCAUGCAGGAUGCUAGGAUACCCUUUUGCUACAUCAGUUUCAUAACAAAACCCACUUUAAUCUCUGGACUGGUAAAAACCAGGUUUAACAACACCCAGACAGUAAGCUAGACCUUUUGUCAUUAAUUAUAAUGGUGUCUACCUGGUUCUAAUCGUGUCUAUCCACCUCAGUGGCCCUGCUCUGUUAGGUUUGUCCACUGAGGUAGCUCAAGAGCCUGUCUAUCUUCACUUCAGUCUCCUCUACCAUGGUUUGAAGGUUGUUAUUUUGUUGACUUUUAGGUUCUUUCUUUUUUUUUACUAGGAGCCCUAUAGGGCCCUAACUCUAUUACUUGAACUAUUGCAUUGCUCACUGUUGAAUGUCUUUAUAUAGAAAUAUACAUAUAUUAAAUAAAAUAUCUGUUUUGUUGUUCUAUAGUAGUGAGCAGGACUGGGUUGACUUUUAAAUAUAUAUAAUUAUAACAUGUUUAUGUCACAGAAACAGAAAUACAAGUAAGAUUCUUUGCAAGGAGGGAAAGAUACUCAGAAAUAUACUAAGAUUACGUUUGUUGAUGGGGGGGGGGGGGGGGGGGGGGGAAUGGCGCCGCAUUUCCUAUAUAGUGCUUGGGAAUCGCGUGCCAUUUCAGACGCAGACACGGUGUGACUCUGUCUCAUCUUCAGUUGUUAUUCUCCACUGUGAGACAACAUUUCCUUGACUAAUCUAUGAUGCUGAAAGAACACAUACUAUUUUUGUUCGUGAUUUAGUUGUUCCUCUACUCCCCCCCCCCCCCCCCCCCCUGGCAUUGAGACCAAAGAUUUCAGUUGACUUUAUUUUUAGCCUUUAGAUGUUGAUAGUUUGAAAGGGAUGUUUGUUUCCAUGUUACAUGUCAUUUCCAUUGCCUUGUUUCCAGAAGAACUCAGAAGUUAAUAUGGUACCGUAGCUAGAGGUAAUCAGAGUGAGUGAAUAUGGGUAGCCUAGUAGUUAGAGUGUUGGACUAGUAACCGGAAGGUUGCAAGUUCAAACUCCCCAGCUGACAAGGUACAAAUCUGUCGUUCUGCCCCUGAACAGGCAGUUAACCCACUGUUCCUAGGCCAUCAUUGAAAAUAAGAAUUUGUUCUUAACUGACUUGCCUAGUUAAAUAAAGGUCAAAUAAAUGUCCCAUACAGUUAGCUAGAAUCCCCUGUUAGUGAUAAUGAUGUUGCUAAUUAGCAAUGAAAGUCAUUAUUAUGAAGUAUAAUAGUAAUGCAUUAUUGGGGAUAGGUGUUCCUUAGUGAUAUUUGAGGUAUUCGAUCUAUACCAAAGAACAUUUGGAUGUCCUUACCAAGCAGUGUGGUUAAGGAGGAUAUUUUGCCUCAAAUUAUUAUUAUUCAAAUUAGACUGAUAGUUUUCACCGCUCUGAAAGUGAUGAGAGAUAGAAGGCAGAUUUAUUCCUAUGUCAGGGUUUAAUUUGAAUGAUUUAGCAAGUCUCUGCACCCAUGAUGUGAGUGGCUUUAUUGGUCUACAAUAUGUGUGCCGUUGGUGUGAUUCCUCUUUUAGUUUAGUUUGUGAAAGACCUCUUACUUCACCAAAAACACUCCCUGUGUCUUGUCUCCUUGUUUUCUCACAACACAGUCAAAUAUUUGCACACGUUGAUCCAGUCGGACGUACGGUUGCUCUCUCUCCCUCUCAGCUUUGAAAGGAAGUGAAUAAGACAGAUACACUUUCAUUUCCCCUUGUGUCUACUGGUUUGUCUUAAAAAGAGAAGAAGUGAUUGUCGUUCUUCUGCGGGACAGAAAGCAAGUUUCCCUUAAAGUUCUUUCACUCCAGAAUGCAUACGAUAUCCCUUUCCUUUUCUGUCAAGGGUCAGGGGUCAGGGACAGAGGAGUAAUGCGUGAGAGAGAUGUUCUGUCUGAGAUUUAGUGUUUUUAUUAAAGAACAGCACCUUUGUGUUUCUGUAGAACCACUGUCAGUGGGAUAUGACUUGGGACAAGGUGUGCUGCACAUACUACCAAGACAUUUCGAAGAGGUUAGGACGAACCAAAAUAUCUUAUUCCCCAAGUUUACUUUUUGACUGUUUUAAUCGUUUUCUGUGUGAAAACAAAACUAUUACGUUGGAGUACAGGUACAGGACAAUGCAGGCUUAGGUUUCCUAUAGCACCACAAGACUGUUAUAUAGCUAUAAUGUCUGUUGUUCUUCUUCUUCUUGCCCCUCAAGCAGUUCUGCAGAGUUUCAUUUGCAGCAUGCAGCCAGUGGGGGUUUGAAUAUGUUGUGAUUCUCACCAGGAGUCGUGUGUGUUCUUAGCACUGCUAUCUGAUCACAAUACCCAGCACAGCUUCAUAGGAGUACAGCUUCUUAUUAAAAAAAGAAAAAGAUUUAGAAAGAAAAAGAGAAAACAAUUGUUUGUUAGAAAAAAAUGUGUGUAUCACACUGUCCCCUAUCCCUCUUUUGACAUACGUACAGAUCCAGCAUGCAUCUUUGGUACUCGUGACUGUUGUUUUUGUGUUUAAAAAAAAAAAAAAAAGAGAAAAAAGAGAUGUUUUAAAGAAAAACGGUUGUUUGACUGUUCAUGGUGUAUUCCCAAUCUGAUUUGAAUCCAGCUAACUAAACAAGUCACUGCUUCCAGCUGAACCAAGUUACAGUCCUAUUAUUGUCCGUUUAUAGCGUCCUAAGUAUGUAAUACUGAGAAAGAUGAACGUCACAGCAAUAGAAAACGUGUGUUCAUUGCGGUCUGUUUGGCAUGUUGAAACCAACACGUUUCUCCAUAUCACAAUAUCUGUCAAUGUUUGAGACCGACAAUAUAAUAUGCUUUGAAUGUUUGACCUGUAAAGCAUUUACUGGGUUGCUUACAGUACACAACUUGAAACUCACAUAAGCAAACAGUUAUUCUUAUUUCACAGAAUGCUCGCAGAAUUUCUUUAACACCAGCAGUUUUUGUUAUGUAGGCUACUUCUUAGACAAAAUACAAGCAAUAUGACAUUGAUCUCCUUUUAUUUUUCUGUCUGCUUACUUUAUUCUGACAAUUACUGCUAAGUAAGUACCUACUCACAUAGACGUUCUGGUGUAUAAUUGUGUGUUUCUGGAGCGCCAUUGUGGUGUUGUUGCAUGUGGAUUGUGAUGGUGAUGACUUUACCUUGUACAGCCGGCUAUGAGUGGUGCUCUUACUCUCCAGACCAAUCAAACAGAGACUUCUUUCUCAGUAUUACAAUGACGACAUCCAUACCGUGCUUUUAGCUUCUAUAGGUAUUCCCUUCAUCAGUUUCAAGUUGUUUUAAUAACGCCACGGUACACUACUUCACUUUUCUCGUAUCUGUUGCAAUGGUUUGUGUAUGUUGUAAAAAUCUCCAUUUGUUAUGAACUCAACUCUUGUACGUUAUCAAUGGAACUUCACUAUAUUCAUUUCUCUCGCAGAAUAAAGAAAAUAUUUUAUUCAAA
Molecule: messenger RNA, 9520 nt
Organism: Oncorhynchus kisutch (coho salmon)
Lineage: Eukaryota; Metazoa; Chordata; Actinopteri; Salmoniformes; Salmonidae
Product: phosphatidylinositol 3-kinase regulatory subunit gamma
Exons: 16
Coding region: 976-3231 (751 amino acids)
Biological process (GO): insulin receptor signaling pathway; phosphatidylinositol phosphate biosynthetic process
Cellular component (GO): phosphatidylinositol 3-kinase complex
Molecular function (GO): 1-phosphatidylinositol-3-kinase regulator activity; protein binding
Source: RefSeq, a predicted model, not a curated record